AUAAAAUAGACUUUUAUUAAAAAUUAAUAUUUAAAAUUAAGCCGAAAGAGUUUGUCAUAUAUUUUAUUUAUCAUAAGUCUAUACAGUUUUUUGCAACCGUUUUGGUUUAUUUUUCUUCUUUGAUUUGUUUUUUUUCUGAAACAAAAUAUUGCAUACAUUUGAAUAUUUAUAAGAAUCUCAAAACAAUUUUUUAUGAAAAAUAUAGUUUGCUAAUUAGAAAUAAAUAAAGGAAAGUAGAUACUCUUAUCUGUGUAUACUAUAUGCGUAUAUUUACCUUUUGUAGACGUUUGGCAAUUUGUAUAAUAUCUUUUGAUUGAUUGUGGAAUUUUGAAAAGUCAGUGUUUUGAUAGUUGUGUGGCUUAAAAUUGCUAUUUUUCAUUUGGUUGGUUUGUUGAAUUUUGUUUGAUGGGUUUUGUUUACUUGAACUCUGCUGAGGAGCAUCUACUUUUUUCACUUUAACUUCUGGGAUAUCUUUUUUUACUUUAACUUCUGUGAUAUUUUUUUUUACUUUAACUUCUGGAAUAUCUUUUUUUACUUUAACUUCGGUGAUAUUUUUUUUUACUUUAACUUCUGGAAUAUCUUUUUUUACUUUAACUUCUGGGAUAUCUUUUUUUACUUUAACUUCUGGGAUAUUUUUUUUUACUUUAACUUCUGGGAUAUCUUCUUUUACUUUAACUUCCGGGAUUUCUUUUGUUUCAAUUGUUAGGUCCACUGUUUCCAUUUGUGUUUCAUUUUUCUAGAGGAACAGAUUAAAAAGUUUUCAAUAAUUCAAUAUAUUAUGUAAUUAAUUUAACAUGAAAACAGUCAACUAGUGAAAUAACAAAUUUUAAGGGACUGAGAAAAAAGUUCAAUAUAGUGAAAGUUCAUAACAUCAAAAUCUGUUAUUUCAGGAAUGUGAACUAACAAAAUUUGUUUUAACAAGGUUUAAAAUUUAAACCAACACACUACAAAUACAUAUUUAUUUUCAUUUAAUAAUAUUUACAUACAUAUAAAUAUAUACAUAGUAAAAUCGCAAUAUGUACAAAAUUUGACUUGUUUCCAAGUGAGCCAUCGCCUUUGGUUUUUGACACAACAACGAAACUAAAUGAUAAUGUGUCAAAAACCAACAAACAAAAAAAUUAAAACCAAGUUAAUUAAUGUCUGUUUUACCAAUGAAGCACCAAACUAUUCUUAAAUCAAUGAAGAAUAUCAAUUAAGGACAUGAAAAAUCAGAAAAAUAGGCAUUUAUUACAUUUUAUUAGUUUUAUUUCAUUAGUUUGUAAUUAAAUAAAUAAUCAAAUGCAAAACAUACUUGUGGUAUUAAAAACAGUAUGUCUGAACAUGACAUCGGAACACUAGGAACUGAAAUUUGUGGAUUAUUGUCAAUUUUAAUUUUUUCUUCUUGAGAUUUCUUAAGAACAUUUUUAUAUUUAAUUGUUUUCAAAUACAAUUCAUAUGGUUGUUUAUAAAUAAUUUUUGUUAGACCAAUACACUUUCUAGAUUUUUUGGUCACUUCCUAUAUUGAAUAAAUUAUAUAACAAUACAUAUUAAUAAAUAAAAUAAAACAAAUUAAGGUUUCUACUUAUAUUUAAACUUUUUAAACACGCACUUUAAAUAUUGUGAUUUCCUGUGGUUUUAUAUAAACACUUUUAUAUUCUUCGUUAACUGAUUUAUUUAAAUCAUUUAACAAUGUAGGCAGUUCAUUUUCAUUUUUUAAUUUAGAAUAAUCAUGUAAACUAAUCAAGUCUACAUCUAUAUGUUUGACUUCUUGUGUAAAACUAUUUUCUUCAUACAAUUUGUCCGACUAAAACAAAAAUUAUAAUUUCACAAACCACAGUUGAAAUUUAAUACAAAAUUACAAAUAUAGCUAACAUUUUCAAAUGUUUGUUCCCUUGCAGUCUUAAUAAUACGAUGGAUUUCAUGUAGACAUUGUCGUACUAGCGGUGGGAUUGGUGCACAACAAGCCAAUAUGCCGGAAGAUUCUUUUGGUAGCAUUUCUGAUAUCUUAAUCAGCAUGUGGUUUGGAAGAAUGUAUCUACCAUUUAAAAUACAUAAUAGAAGUUUAACAAACGAUCAUUUAAUAAAUGAUGUAAUUUUUUAAAUUUUACCCAAUACUCUCAUCUAAUUCCCGUGCUAAUUUAUCUCUCCAAAUGUAUAAAUGUUGGAGUGCAUACAUUUGUUGAAUAUCAAACAUCUUUUUACUUCGUUUGUACAUUUUUAAAUGAUUACUAUCUUGUAAAGAAUUCACUUCGUACCUCUAAAAUUUAAUUUUAAAUUAAAUACAAGAACUACAAUAGCUAAUAUUAAUAGUACACUAUAUAUUAUAAAUAAAAUAAUCUAUUUACAAUUUUACACAGAUCAGUGCUUCGUUGAAAUACUAAUUCAAUAAAGUUGCACUGUUUUGUAGACAUUGCCAUAAGGUCUUUUUUUAUCAUGUCAUAUAUAUAAAGUAAAUAGUGUGUAUCACAUCGAGCAUAAUAUAUAGCUUCACUUGAUAAUGGUCUGAAAAAAAUAAAAUAACAAUAAUCAAUUCUCUAAAAAAUGUUAACUUUUAGGUUUUCAAAAAUGAAUUUCUAAAGUAGACAAAUUUAGCAUAUUUAUAUAACAUUAAAAAAAAAUACUAAAUAAAUGUAGAAAAAAAUAAUAAAUAGAAUAAAUUUAUAAAUUAAUUAUACCUUGUUCUCCAAUCAUACAAUUGAAAUGAUUUAUCAGCAUCUAAAUUACAAUAAUGUUUCAAUAAGAACUCUAAUGAUUUUCUAGAGAAGUUCAAUAUGAUGGCAGCUUGAUGUGUAUCAAACAUAUUAACAACAUAAAGACCCAAAUCUCUUUGCAACCAAAGGAUAUCACUAUCUGCACCAUGGAAUACCUAAAUAAAAUCACUCAUAUGACAAAAUAGUAACUAAUUGUUUAGUUAUAAUAUUUACUUUGACUACAGCAGAAUCGGUGAAUAUUUCAUUAAGCACUUGCAUUUUAUCUCGUAAUUCUAAUGUAUCUAUAAUAUAAUCUGCAUUUCUAGUAGAAAUUUGCAUUAAGCAAGUUAUUCCUUGAUAUGUACGAUAGCUGUGUGCCUAUUUUUAAAUGAAAAUAUUAAUAUUGAGUACUAAAGAUUAUGGUGAAAAAAUUAUCUUACCUCCAAAUCAAUAGCUAAUUCACGAGCACUUCGAAGAUCUGAAAUCAUCAAAUCAAAUUGUUCCAUGUUGUAUACUUCAAAAAAUUUUGUAUCUUCAAAGGAAGCAGGUUCCGUGGCUGGUACAACUUUUAAAUGUUCUUCUGGAAUUUUUAACUGGUCUAAUUCAUAUUGAUACGGAUUUUUAUAACUAAACCAUAAUUUAUUCUAUUUUAGUAAGUGUUUUUAAAAACAAAUUAAAUAAAUAUUAUCUUAAUUCUCGAAAUUUAGUGAUAAUUAUGGUCCAGAAUUACAUUCUCUUAAAAUGUCUAAAAUAUGAUGCCAAUAUUCUCAAAAAUAAUCAAUGUACACCAAUAUAUGCUUUAUAAUACUUGUGUAGUUUUUUAAAUUUUUUAAUUUAUCAAAAUGAUAAAAAACUACAUUUAUUUAUAAUAGUUGUUAAAUGAUUUGAAAAGUAUUUUUUUUCAGGUACAUCAAAAAUAUUUCCAUCUAAAUAUACUAAAUAUUUGCUAAUCCCUAAAAUAUGAAAAAAAAAACUUUUUCCUGUGAACUAUAUGUUGAGCGAAUUGUCCACGUUUUUUUACUCAUAUAAGACUGCAUAUACUCAAGUCACAAUAUGUAAAACCAUAAAAAUAUGUACUCUAAUAAUAAUAUAUACACUUAAAUUGAAAGUAUUAACUUACAACAUUACUCCAUCUUCAUUUGUUUCUAAACACAAAUCUAAUGGAAUUUUACUAUUUGGUUUAUAUUUUAGAAGAGGUUUAAAUGGAACAGGUCUAUUGUCAACUUUGGUCUUGAAUUUUAAUUGUGGUCUUUCAAUAUUACGUGAAUGUAUUAAUAUUAUUUUUUUAUUGGCCUCUUGUGGCGUUUCUUUAGAAUCUGAUAUAAUGGUUUUGUUUGUGAUGGAUAAGUUAUCAUUUUUGAAAUUACCAUUGAGUGUGUCAAUAUUGUGAUUCUAAAAAAUACAAAUGUUUAAUAAUUAAUGGUAUAACUAAAGAAUAAAAAAUGUAUUCACUGUACCACUCGGUCUAAUAUUGUGUCAUUUCCUUCUUCGAUAAGUUCGAAUUGACGAUCAGCAUCUCUAUUUCUAAUAUUAUCAUGAAUUUUUUGAUUUUUCAACACUGCAGAUAUUCUUUAAAAAAAAAAAAAAUUAUUAUAAUUUAUUAUCAAUAUUAAACAGUAAAGGCCAUUUAAAACAUACAAUUUAAGAAUAUGAUUUUGACGUUGUGAUACAACAUUCUGAAAUUUAGGAUAACUGCUAUAAAAAUUCCAAUCUACUCCAGUAGGCAAACUAUUGGAAGCCCGAGUACCUUCAGUAAUAAUUUUAAAAUCAUUCUGCGAACAUAAUAAAUGAAUACAUUAAUAAAUCUAAAUCUAUAAAAUCUAUAAAAGAAUUUAUAAAUUCUUCAGACAUACAUAAAUAUAUAUCGAUUAAACAAGAUAGUUACAUUGUACAUUAUAUAAUAAACAUUUUUAAUACAUUAGGUAAAUGUUUAAAAACUAAUUAAAUAUACUAUCUACCUAAGUAUUAAAUAGGAAUUUAAUUUUAAUGAAAGACAUUGUAUAGUUAAAACUAAUAAAUUAUAUGUACUUUUUUCUACUUGCAAGUUAAAUGUGAAACCUCAACUAUGGAGCGAUGCUGAGUUGUUUAUCCAUGUAUCAAAAACUUGGUAAAAUUUUUAUUUACAUAUUAUGUUUCAUGUAUCUAUUAUACAUAUUUCUAAUAACGAGGGACAGUCGGUGAUUGUCAAAAACCAAAAGCUAAUGGAUAUGGUCAGUUCAAAAUCAAGCAAUACAAGUUCAAGUCUGCAACACUUUGUUAUUUAUACCCCUCCAAGAGUUCUUCACUGCCAUUGACGGAACAAUUUUAAUUUAUUAACCCGAGCUCAUUUUCAAUUUUUUUUUUUUCUCAAAAUGUGUGUUUUUGCCUAUACAUUAAGAAUCUAAAAAAAAAAAAGUUGGACGAACUUCAUUAGGAAGUCACGGGGGAAAACUUCAUGAAAUUUUCCUAUUCACAUAUUUCUUAAUGAGAAUUUAACAUUUUUAAAUUUUUAUUUUCCCUCCCCCCAAAAUGUGUGAUUUUUAAUCAUGCUUAAUCCAUUAGUAUAAUAAAAACUUACCUAUUAUAUUUACUUUUAUAGUUAUUGUACAUAACCCUUUAAAAAUAUCAUUUUUUUAAUUAAUCCAACAUGUGGUCGAAAAUAGACACUAUUUUAUUAUUAUUAUAAUUUGCAGUCAUUGAUAUUUUGAUAACAAAGUUUUUUUUAUUGAAGUCAGAAUAGGUAAAUAAAUCUUAGAUUUACAGUUACAAACGUUCAAACACACUGUUUCGCUGCGCUCACUCGGUCAAUUUUAAUUAAAAACAACCCUAGAUUUGUUAUUCAAAAUUACGUCGGGUAAGUAACAGUUUAAUGUGAGAAAUCAUUAUAGGCGGAACUAGAGAUUUGGCGGGGUCGGCAGAAUUAAAGAUCGCACAUUUUGGAAAAAAAAAAAAUUUGAAAAUUUUAAAUUCUCACCAAAAAAUACGCAAAACAAAAAACUCGAACUUUAUGAAGUUUUCCCUUAAAACUUCCAAACGAAAUUCGUAGGAUUUUUAUUUUAUUAUUCUUAAUGUACAGGCAAAAACACACAUUUAGAAAAAAAAAAAAUUGAAAAACGAGUUUGGAUCGUAAACUAGAUUUAUACCCCACUGACUGUUUAUUAGAAUACAAUAUGGAAUACUUUGGUCAAUAUGAAACUUUGUAAUAACUAUCUAAGUAAGCAUGCAUUUUUAGUUUUCAUUCACGUUAAUACGAAUUUCUAGUGUAUCAAUUCAGAGUUUACAACUUGCAUUAGUAUUGAUUUUUAAAACAAAAAUCAAAAAUUCAUCAAUACUAAUCAACACGUGUUAUUUUAAUAUCAAAAAUACUACUUAAUAAUUCGUAUUUACUCACCAUAGUACAUUAAUUUCCGAUUUUCAAAUUGCAUAAAUUUAUUUUAAACGCUAGUCAAAUAAUUAUAAUGUUUACGUUAUAUUAAUAUCAUUGAGUACAAGUAAAAAAAAAAAAAUAAUAAACACAAUAAUAUAAAGAAAAUUAAAACGUAAAAUCCUUAUCAAUAAAAUAGGUUACCGAUGAAUUAAUAUCAAGUUACCGAACCAGUCGCGUACCAGUGUGACUGGAUAUGCGGAGAUAAUAAGGAAAUGUACGGUAACACGGUAAUAAUAUUAUUGUACAGUGUGUGUGUUUACUUUUCGGAUUCAAUUUUCGGACGCGGCGAGUAAAUAUUAAACCGACUGUCAGAAGAACAUAUCCCCAUUAGUUAUUACGUAAUUCACACCGAUAACCCGCAUCACCGAUCUGACUCGACCACAACGCGCCAUGACAAUUUUUUUUUAUACUCUCCGCGUAUUUUUUUUCUUAUAAAAUCAUUCAAUCGUUUCCCCGUCUCCAUGUGACCGAAAUAAUCCGCGACGAUUGUUCACUUGCCACGGAGUCCGAGGGUUUUGGUCUGGGAAUUCCGUUUUCGUGCGAGAAAAAUGUCGUUGCGACGUUACACUCUGAAGGGUUUCGAUUUCGCGACGCGUACAGCGCUUUGACGUUCGCUUGACAUUCUAAGUUCGCGGCAGUUGUAUCAGACGCGAUCGGUUUUGUCACCGCGGAGGUGUUACACAAUUAUUUACAAUUCGCUGGACGUUUUCAUCAACGGACGGUUCAUUCGCGACGCGCGCGCCGGUUAUAAAGUUAUCUAAAAAAAAUUUAUUACGGCCUAGCCGUUAUUUGUUUUUGUUUUGGUAUUUUUUCUUUUUUUUUUUUUUUUUUUUUUGUCGCGUUCACCGGUACUCCACGGUACACCAUACCGACACACACGGCGCACGGUUUCGUUCGAGGCGUUGACGCAGUGACGUCAUUUUAUUUCGUUUCGUACGCACCGUAUUGGCCGUCCGUGUUUCCGCGGCUCUCCCGCUCGUUAGCAGUUCGUAACCGCCUAACCCCUUUCGCGCCCGUUGUCCGACGACGACGCUGCCCCGAUCGUUUUUAUCAUCAAAACCGAUUAGACUGCGGUGCGGUUCACUCCAUUCCGUACCAGCGCUCACGACUCGAACGAUUGUUGUUCGUCGUCGCCGUCGUCGUCCACCGUCCGUCCCGAAACUCCGCCGGGCCCGUUUCCGUGCCGCACGGUUUUCACGGUCAUACCGAAUAAAUACGAUGUCGAUGGCGUCGGCCGUGAACAGACUGGGUCUCCGAGGCGUCGCCGCCGCCCGUUGCCCGGCCCAAAUCUGGAAUUCCAUAGCCGCCCGUCGGAGCGGACCGAGCAAUACGUAUUUCACGUACACGCCGCAGGUCUCCCAGGUCUUGGACCGCGAGCCGAAGUGGGUGAACGCCGACGAGGCCGUCCAAUGCAUUAAAUCCGGUGGGUAAUUCAUAUUUCGUACGAUUAGCCGGUUGUUGACGCUUGUAUUUAUAGAACCGAAGGUCGUCC
Cinara cedri is the source of this 7567-nucleotide messenger RNA. The record is from the annotation of a GenBank genome assembly. Lineage: Eukaryota; Metazoa; Arthropoda; Insecta; Hemiptera; Aphididae.